ACCAAAAGGAGAAAAAAAACCACCCAAAAAGUCAACAAACAAAGAACAAACCACCACCCCAAAUUACAGCAAUUACUUGAUCAGGGCAUUUUCACUUCCUACUCUGUGAGAGAAAUUCCCCAGGUCAUCUGACCUCUGUUGAAACUACACCAGGAAGAGGAGCAGUGGCAGUCUACAAGUGCAGGGCGUUCUCUGGCUGUACAAAAGCCUCCCAAGUGUGAGCCAGAGCUCAGAGCUGCGCAGGGAUGUGCAGGUGUGUGUACAUACAGUGAGGUGAGCUGUGAGUAUCCUGCCAGCCAGAUCAUCUCUUGCACAACACUCCGGUCCUGUGCAGCCCGGCAGAUCUGCUUUUCCUUUCGCUGCUUAUUUCUAACCAUGCCUCCAGAGCAGAGCUUCUGAGGAGCUGUUUCCUCAUGCGCUGUUUCCUCACAUGCUGCUGAAAACAGCUCUCUCCAAGAAGAGGUGGUGGCUGGCAGCAUGGUGGGAAUAAUGGAAAUGAGGACAUGGAUUGAGCCAGUGGUCGCAGGUUCCCAAGUGGCCAGUGCCUUCUAUGACACAGCACUGCUCCUGGUAGUGAAGAACUACUACAACCAGACCAACAGCACUGCUCCCUCUCAGGUCCUGGAAGAUGCUCAGCAGAAGGCUGUAUCCAAUUUUUAUAUCAUCUAUAACCUAGUUCUGGGCCUGAGCCCACUGGUGUCAGCCUAUGGCUUGUCCAAGCUGGGGGACAGGAUACAUCGGAAGAUCCCCAUCUGCGUCCCUCUUCUUGGUUAUUUGGGCUCCAAAACUCUCCUGCUCCUCCUGAUUCUGCUGGGCUGGCCAGUGGAGGUGAUGUAUGGGGCUGCUGCCUUCAAUGGACUGACAGGAGGCUUCACCACACUUUGGGCAGGCAUCAUGGCUCUGGGAUCCCUGGGGUCCUCGGAAAGCAAGAGAUCUCUGCGGCUCAUCAUUAUCGAACUGGUGUAUGGCCUUGCUGGCUUCCUGGGAAGCAUGGCAUCUGGCUACCUCUUUGUUGGCUUCAGUGACCGCUAUCGAGAAGGCACCGUGCUGGUGUGCUGCAGCAUUGCUUGCUAUGCCUUCUGUCUCCUCUACAGCAUUUUUGUCCUCACAGUCCCCAAGCCAGCAGCUUCCUGCCAAGCCAAAGCCAAGAAUGCAGAGGAGGUGGGUGGUCAGCUGCCAGAAGCAGCAGUACCAGGGAGUUCUCAACCUUCAGAGAGCAGCAUCUCCACUCCUGUAUCACCCUCGAAACUCAUUAUCAUCCUGCUGUUUGUGGCAGCAAUCCUCUAUGACCUUGCUGUGGUUGGUGCAAUGAAUGUACUCCCGCUGUUCUUGCUCAGGGAACCUUUAAGCUGGAAUGCCGUGGAGAUUGGCCAUGGAAAUGCUGCUGGGUAUGUGAUCUUCAUUACCAGUUUCCUAGGGGUACUCGUGUUCUCCAGAUACCUGAGGGACAUCACCAUGAUCAUGAUCGGAGUAGCAUCGUUCAGCGCUGGCAUCCUCAUCAUGGCCUUCGUGCAGUGGACAUUCCUGUUCUACAUUGCACGGGCAGUGAUGCUCUUUGCCCUCAUCCCCUUACCAACCAUCAGGUCCAUGUUGUCCAAGUAUGUUGAAGGAUCAUCCUAUGGUAAGGUGUUUGUCCUGCUGCAGCUGUCUUUAGUCACCACGGGAGUAGUGACAUCUACAGUCUACAACAAGAUCUAUCAAAACACACUGGACUGGUACAGUGGCUUCUGCUUCAUUUUGUCUUUUCUAGUUGGCUGCCUGAGUCUCCUCCCUUUAAGCUUUGUGGCCAUCAAACAACAGUCAACCACUGGCUCCCUUGAGAUUCUGGCCGAGUAAUGAAGGUAUCUUCUGGUUGUUAUCAUUAGUCCGUGCAGCUACCAAUACAACAGGAUACACAGCAUUUGUAUUUCCACUUCCCAGCAUGCCACAACCUCCCAGCCACUAAGCUCACCAAGGAGAGAUGUUUGCCUAGCUAUUUCUGCAACAUGCACCCCAUCCUUCAGAGUAUGUGCACUGGCUCUCGCACACCAGCAGGUCUUCAGAGCAUUCUGCUUUUUGCUAGGCUGGUUAGCAAUACCGAAGAUGGACAAGAAUAUAGGCUAGAAAUGAAAAUGGCAUUUCUAGACACAUUGCUCAGAGCGGAUGCAGAAAGCAGAGGACUGGUUUUCCAUUAGUUCCUUCUUGUCUGUUCACUCAGAAAUCUCAUGGCAGUUCUGUGACUUUGGCUGAUGAAACGGGGCUGCAAACCACGUCACCUGCACAGAGCCAUCAGCAGGCCACAUUGACUCUCCACCUCCUACAGAUGUUAUCAGCCCAGCCAAUUAAUGUUACAUACAAGGCCAUUAAAUAGAGAAAAACCAUCAUAAAAUAUGUAAGAUUAACACAAUUUUAGUAAUCCCUACAAUAAAACACCUCUGAACAGAUGUUCAUGACCUUGACUUCGGGGAUUUUGCCCCACUGCCCCUGAAUGGUGCUUCAACAGAGCUCAUGCUCUUCGAGGACUAAAACUCAAGAGCUAAUGCUCACACCACCACAAUGUGCUACUCUUGUAACAGGUUAAGACCAGGUUAAGUGCAGCACAGAGCUCCUACAGGAUUUAUGCAGGUGUAGGGACAUUGAGACCAUAUAAUAGUCACCGUGCCACCUCAGCUUUAACCUGGGGUGGAAAGGAACCUCAUACAAUACAGCAACUAGAAUAAGAGGAUGUCACAUAAAUCUGAACAUGAGUCAAAAGUCUGGCCUGUCUCACAAGAAUGUGUCUGCUUACACAUCAAUUGAACUAAAAAGGAUUAAGUGGCUUCCAAGGCCCUGGACUAAGUAAAGGGAAGUUAAAAGCUCUUAAAUAACUGAAAUAAUCUGGAGGUAAAUCAGGCAGCUUCAGUUCUAGUAAGAGGUAUAGCAAGCAGAAGUUGGUUCAUCAUUACACGACCUCUUGCUCUGAGGAAGUUGCUGUCACUCUGUCGUCUCCCCUCUCCCCACCACCCAAUCUUUCCUUGGCUCUUUCACUUUCAGAAGCACUUCCAGAAGCAGUGCAGCAAUAGAUGAUUUCUAGUUAGAUCAACUGUGGAAGAUUAAGAGAAGGGUAUUUCUCCAGUAAGAUAGUGAGCUGCUUAGCAAAAUAAGCACACAUAUAAUUUCACCAGUGAAGACUGCAAAAAAAUGGAACUUUAUUCUAAGUAAAGGAGUCAUCUUUUAAUACAUUUAUUGGUCCAUUCCAUUAAAUUAAUUGAGGUAAACAAAUGGUGCAUUUAAAAAAUGUACACACUAAUAGAGAAUUACAAACAGUUUUACCUCAAAGCAUUUUUCUCCAUCAAUACUAGCUCCAUAGUAAACAAUGCACAAAGUAUAUUUAAAGAGAUAUAUGAAAGGGUAUAGAAACAUGCCAGCACCAGAAGGCAAGACAACAUUUCAUAGCCUGCGAGUCUGAACAAGAGCCUAGUUGCCAGAUUCGACCAUGUACGGGACGCAAAUGCCUCCUUCCCAUUUUUACAUUGUUUACUAGCUAAUUCACACAGAGACAAGUCUUUUCACAGCUUUCAUUUUGUAUUUUAAUGGUAUGAACAGUGACUCUAGUUCUGGUGAGUGGGUUUAUAGAGUGAAAGUAGAAAAGUCUGGACAAGGAACCAGCACCGUUUUGGUCCCCAUCACUGACACCUUCAACACAAUGUGUGAAGCUCACAGCCAGCUUGCCUUCACCUGCACAGCCCAUCUCUCCAGACCUUAGGGAGCAACAGAGGGAUGCAGGCACAGAGAAGCAAGAACAAGGACAGUGCUUCUUUAUUUCUGUGUACUGUAGACACAAGCCCUUUGGCUCUUAUGCUCUUAUUGUAAGACUGGCCCUCACUAAUCUGUCUCCUUGUCCAGUGGGAAUAUUGCACUGGCCACAACACUGCAGCUUAAUCUGAAGGUAUGGAUACCAGCACCAGGGUUAAGGAAAUGGUUUAGCUUCAAAGCAUAGACCUUCAAAGCAAUCUAGGACAGUGACUAGCCUUUAUUGUUUUAGCAUGCCAUUUACAUAAAGAUGAUCUACUUACACCUCUUUGGAAAGUUCAUUAUUUUCUGCAAAUUUAAUGUGCUUUAGGCAUGCAACCUUAAAACUUGUCCAGUUCAUUGCAAAGUACUUCUACAACUCAGAUACUUCAGCAAGACUUUCAAGUGCUAAGCACAGAAUUAAGCACUGCCAUUUUAGUUUGUAAGUUGUUUCAACAGCACUCCCAAAUAGUUUUAAAUGCCACAUUCAAUCUGCCAGAAGGCAAAUUCAUUCCUGUGAUCCCCAGUUUUACUUCACAAGAGGAAAAAAAAAAAAUCCAACACGUAGUAGCAACUUGCCUGUAGAACAAGUGUUCACUUUCCCUAUGUAUUGGUGUAGUAAAAGUUAAUAUACCCAAGGAAAGAAUAUUCUACCUUCAGAAUUUAAAAUGACAGAACAUCUAAUGAGCUAAUUUAGUCUAUACAGUUUUGUUCAGUGGUUAUCAGGACAAGGAUUUUCAACAGUCUGCAACAGUAAUCAUAACGAUAUCCAGUUAAAUUGUGCAAGUUUUAACAAAAGCAUGGCUUGUGUUAGAUAAUGGACAUCUGCUGAUGUGGGAAAGAAUUCUUUUGUACCCUUGCAUCUGCAGGACUGACACCUGAAAGCAGUAUGUGUCAUGAACAGGCUAUGCAGAGCCAGUGCUUCAAGGCUGCUACACAGUACUUCCACAGAACUCUCUCUGCCACUCAUGCUUUGUUGCUAUCAGUUACUCCACUACUUUAUCCUUUGCACAAGUUUUAGUGCAGCAAAAAUCCAAGCAGAUUUCAGUGAAGAAUCAUACUUCAUUCUUUAAUAACAACUAAAAACAACUUUAAUAACAAUUCAUAACAAAACUGUUUGUCUUUAGAGCUACACAUAUUACCUUUCCAUUUUCCAAUGUAUACCUGAAAAAGCCAUGAUGUUUCAACAUCUAUGUUUAUUGCAAGAAUUAGAACCUGAUAAAGGUAUACAUGAACAAUGCAUGGUCCAUUACUGAGCACACGGAAAAGAUCUCAGUGCUUUCUUUAUUGUGCUGGUGCCACUUAAGAGAAGAAACAAACACCACAGAAAUGAUACAGAAGUAACGGGGCAGCAGUGAAUUAUGCAUCCGCUGAGAGAACCUUGCCCUGGCUAUGGACUAUGAGGAAAACUGGGACUGCUGAAAGAACCACAAGCUCAUAAAAAGGGUGCCAACUACUUUUGGUGCCAUUUUGGUCCAUGUGCAGAGAGUCAUCUUAAGUGACUUAACACUCAACCAGUUACAGAAAAUAUGAAGCACCUGCACUAUUCCUGCUUCCCUUUACCAAAAAUCUUCUGUUUCUCUCAGGGAAGUGUGGAAUCCAAAGUAAAGACUUCUAUAAGGAUUACAGGACAACAUGUUAAGAGUUUCAGUUCAGGACUCAACCUCCCUCCAACAGCAGUUAUGUCACACAAGUGUCACUCUGCACAUCUUACCAGAAUUUCCUGCAACUUUUGUAGUUUUCCUGACUGGCAUGGUGCCCCAAACAUCAAGGUCAGGAUCCUACCCCCACCUCAUCCACAGCCUCUCCCUCAGUCACCCUGUGAUUUACAACAGCUCUUCAUAAGAAUAGACCAACUACACAGCCUGUAGGAACUGAGACCCACCUAUGCACACUCUUAUUACACUGCAGCAAUUCUUUCAGCGGGCUUCUCCUUUGAAUGCCAAGUUUUACUUCCCUUGUAAGAGCUUAAGAUGUUUUGGUCCAGAUCACGCAAGAUAUCCUGAUCUUCAGCAGCUCCAGCCUCAACAGUUACACGUUGACUUGAACUUCAUUUGGUACUCUCCACUUCCACUACACUUUUCAUGAACAGCUGUCAUAUUAAUUGCUAAAUUGCCCAGAAGCAACACCCACUUCAGUUUGACAUAAAGCAAAGCAGGAAGAGUCCCUUAGUAUUGUAAGGCAUCAGAUGAAACAACCUGUAGGAAAAAAACACCAUUCUUUCUACUCAUCUUGUGCUGUUUAUUUUAAUAAAAUGGUGGGAAGACUGACUAAAUAUUAGUUCAAAAUAUAUUUUGCUUAAGUGAUGUUGUAGAGUCAGCUACAAAAUUCCAUUUAUUCCACAUGAACUAAUUAAAAAAGCAUGUUAUCUUUCUUGGUGGAAAAUGGGGAAGACUGUAACCCUGAAGGACAGACUGUUAGAUAGUAUGCAAGUGCUUAUUCUAGAUUGCUUCAAGAUGAUCCCCUUAAGUACUUCCCCUGAACAAAAGGAGUCCGUGAUUCUGAACCUGACGGUAACUUAAAACAGAGUUCUCAUUUACACCAAAAAGUGCAUAUUGACAAACUGACCUUAAAACAAGGAACACAGUCUUAGUACCACAAAGUUGUCAUUGAAGGCUGAGCCAAAAAGAAUUUCUUAAAAUGUCUUAUUUUUACUUUUUCAUGCAGAGAACACCAUCUCAUUAGCCUGACAGCUACCACAGUGCUGCAAUAACUGAUCUUGAGAGUUCUACAAAGCCACCAGGCUGAGAAGGGUGGCUGCAUGUUCAGUUUGUGUUUACGAAGGAAUAAAUUCCAAAUCAGACUAGUACCUGGUAGGCUGUUACAGGAGAACAGAGAAGUUGCACAGAAAGAAUUACUGCUCACAUUCUUUGCAAGAAUGUUGCCAGAGAACAAGUAAUCACUCAAAUUUUGCAGUAAGCACAGAGUUAUUUAUUGCCCUAAAUCCCAGAAUUACACUCAUAGGAGCCCCAACCCCUCUCACUAGGAUGUUUAAAUCACAUCAGCAUUCCUAAGGCCAUUGACACCAAGUAGGCAUUCACUUGAGGUUGGACUGCAAGAGCAAGGACAAAAAAGGGACUUGCAGAAGCAGCUGCAAUUCUAAAGGGCAACAAAAACUACAAAGAAAAUAGAUCUGUGACAAAAAGUAGUCCUAAAAGACUUGCCAUGUGGUUCAGCAGAGACAGGUAUGAACACUGUGUACCUAAUAGGGUACUCAUCUAUCCCUCACCAACCCAUUUAAGGCAAGUUUCACACACUGAUGCUUGGUGGAAGGAAACAUUUUACAUCUCUUGGCUUUUGGCUGCUGCAAAGAAAGUGUGAGGAGGAGAGAAAGCAGAGUUCUACUUUUACUACAGCAGGCAUCUUAGGUGACCAAGCCUAAAGUGGCUGUAGCAAAACCCAUAUAUAAAGCAUGGUGUAAGAGAUCACCAUGCAACUUCCAGAGCUAGCUUUGGAAAAACCAGACUCAUACUUCCUCCCUCAUUCCAGAAACAACCCUUGAAAGGCUGCAGUCCAACUCAUUCCCGCUGUUAGGCUGGUUUUGAUCCCCAAGUCAGUCACAAGUACACUUCAGUCAACUGACAUUACUUCAUAAUCACCAA
Catharus ustulatus (Swainson's thrush) is the source of this 7352-nucleotide messenger RNA. RefSeq names its product solute carrier family 46 member 2 (gene SLC46A2). Gene Ontology annotation, molecular function: transmembrane transporter activity. The transcript has 4 exons. Lineage: Eukaryota; Metazoa; Chordata; Aves; Passeriformes; Turdidae. The coding region runs from base 478 to 1836 and encodes 452 amino acids. Gene Ontology annotation, biological process: transmembrane transport. Gene Ontology annotation, cellular component: membrane. The record is from RefSeq and is a predicted model, not a curated record.